Molecule: messenger RNA, 414 nt
Organism: Heterostelium album PN500
Lineage: Eukaryota; Evosea; Eumycetozoa; Acytosteliales; Acytosteliaceae
Exons: 3
Coding region: 1-414 (137 amino acids)
Source: RefSeq, a predicted model, not a curated record
AUGUCUGUCCCUGUAUUCUUUGAUCUCUCGGUAAUAAUAAUGUUAAAAGCAAGAUCAUAUAGCAAUAAUCUUUGUAUAUUACUAGUUUUAAUAUUAUCGUUUGUCGCUUGCACAUUUGGAGAGAAUGAUAAUUCACGUGAUAUACCCGGUCUAAGAAAUUCAACAUUCAUUAUAAUUGGUAUUAUAGUUAUUGUUUCACUGAUAUUAUUAUUGGUUUUAUUCAUCUUUUAUUGUCGUGUUCAAGAGGAGAACUCGGUUGGUGCUGCUUUUGGAAGUGGUGGAGGUGCUUGGUCAUCUGACCUACUCAAAAAGAAAGAAAGAAAAGAUGGUUUAAAACCAUUGUUGGAUUAUGAUUCUAGUACCGAUGAAGAUGACUUUAACUCUACUAAUUUUAAUGAUGAAAAUAUCGUAUAA